Kuraishia capsulata CBS 1993 is the source of this 1575-nucleotide messenger RNA. RefSeq lists its product as uncharacterized. Gene Ontology annotation, cellular component: Set3 complex. Gene Ontology annotation, biological process: regulation of transcription by RNA polymerase II. The coding region runs from base 1 to 1575 and encodes 524 amino acids. The record is from RefSeq and is a predicted model, not a curated record. The transcript has a single exon. Lineage: Eukaryota; Fungi; Ascomycota; Pichiomycetes; Pichiales; Pichiaceae. Gene Ontology annotation, molecular function: transcription corepressor activity; protein binding.
AUGUCCAUUACAAGUGACGAGUUGAACUACCUCAUCUGGAGGUAUCUCCAAGAGGGUGGACUAGAAGUGUCUGCUUUUGCGCUUGAAGAUGAGACCAAAGUGAACAGUUUGGAGCAAAAGUUUGGCAAGAGGAUACCGCUUGGGUGUCUUGUUGAUUUGGUACAAAAGGGGAUACUUUACUCGAAAGUGAACGAUAUGGUGAACGACGAGAACGGACAGUUGAACGACAUCGAGACAUACGUAAACAGCUUCAACUUGUUUGAGGCUUUGGACGAGGAGAAGAAGACAAACCCACAGCUAAUGUCCAGUGGUGCGGUGGCAGCUAUAGCAGCCGCCGAGAACGGCCAUCCGUCGCCGGUUUCGGAGAAGGACGAAGAGACAUUCAUCACCGUGCUGAAGGAGCUCUUCAAGUUUCCGGCCUCUGUGGCAUGUGACUGGAAUCCAGUGGCUCCCACGGUUCUUGCAUGGGGUCAGCUGGACUCUACGGCGAAAAUUUGCGCUCUGGGUGCCGAUGGAAGCGGGAACGAGCUCAUAGAUUUAGUCCACCCUUCUGUGGACAAGGAGAUCACCAGUGUGAUGUGGAACCCAACGGGGAGUUCCUUGGUCACGUGUAUGGAGAAUGGAGAAAUGAGAGUGUGGUCGGCUGACGGCAAGCUGCGAAACAUUUUGAACUUGCACACAUCGCCGAUUCUGACGGUGCGGUGGAAUAAGAACGGCUCUUUCGUGCUCAGUUCAGACGUGGAUAACAAGACGAUAGUCUGGGAUGUGGAAUCGGGUAGGCCUCUUCAGUUUCUGGAAAACUCGGCCACUUUCAACGAUAUGUCUCCUGCUCCUGCGACGAUUUCGUCUUCCCCAGUUGCGGCUCCAAUAUCUGCAAUCAGCAUGGCCCCUUCUGCCUCCACAGAGUCGCAGCAGAAGCCGCUUUGUUUGGGGAUUGACGCAUUUUGGUUGGACAACACGAAGUUCGUGAUACCGGGCAAAUCCGGCUCCAUUGUCAUAUACACACUCGGAGAAAAGAUCCCAAUAGGCAUGCUGGAGGGUCACACGGAUAUCGUAUCUUGCAUCUCCUACGACCGCGACCUACAUCUACUUGCUUCUGGAUCUGACGACAAUACCAUAAGGAUAUGGAAGGGAAACUCAUACAACAGCUCGCAGAUCCUAAUAGGACAUUCUCAGCCCAUCAGCAGCGUGGCUUGGCUUCAGUGCGGUGAUCUUCCUCCAAUGGUUGUUUCCACCAGUCUUGAUGGUUCCAUCAAGAUAUGGAACGUGAUCACCGGGGAAGUGCUGCUAUCGUCGAUAUCGGAAAAUGGGCUCCCAAUUCUGGAAGGCCAGCUCUCUCCAGACUCUUCGAUGUUCGUGCUCGCAGAUACAGAGGGAAACGUUCAGCUCUUUGACAUAUCACCCUCGCGUUUUAUCCACCUUAUUAAAACCGGUCAGAAGAUCAUCAAGCCCAAAGCUGCCUACCAGGUUUUCACAGACGAAAAAAUAUACAUCAGCCAGUUAAGUUGGAAUUGCGAUUCCACCAAAAUCAGCGUUUGCGUUGCGGGAUCCGCCAGUUCGGUCAUCUCCGUAUGA